AUGGCCACCACUCCUUCUCCGCGAAUGGAACAUAGGACCAAACAUCCUUAUCCUAGUCUGCCUAGUGCUCACAAACAUCAUGUGAUAGGAGAAGAAAUCGAGGAUGAGGAUAUGGAAGCGCCGAUCAAAACGGUGGUGUAUGUGCCAAAUCGGGCGAAUGCCCGAGGACGAUUUCCCGUUGUCUCUGUUCACAAGAAAAAAGAUGGACGCUACGUUGUGAUGGAACAGCGGCCAGUUCAUACGUUCUUCUCCGGUGAAAAAUUUAACGACUUGAAAAGUCUUGAAGAGAGAGAAGACAAGUUAAAUCGAGAAACUAAAUACAAAUAUGUCAAGCCACCCUGGAAAUGGUCAUCAAAAGGGAAAUCCAUGGAGAGGUCAUUCGAUCGUAAUUAUUAUUAUCCAUAUCUUCCACCCAUUAACAAUCAUAUGGAGACUGUUACUUCGAAAGUUGGAUCCUUGGACAAUGCACAGCAUAGCCCUAGACCCUCAAAUAAAAAAGUACCCCAUUUUCAUGUUCAUUGGGAAGCGGAGGCCAAAGUCGGAUCAUUAGAUAACGUUGACUAUAAAAAGCAACGUUCACGGAGUCAUCCUGCUUCAGAAGUAGGAAACAGGUCAGAUAUAAGUGAAUUUGAGACUCACAGUUUAAAGCUUCCACCAAUCAAAACUAAGUAUGGAGGGAGUGGGGAUGUUGGUUCAUUUGGGAAUUCCCAUUUCACUCCAGGUACAUCCAAAACUUCUCCAAGAUCCAUAAAAUCCACAGCCAGGUCAAAGAUUGGCUCGCUAGACAACAUCCACUAUGUCCCAGGGGGUGGAGACGUGGAGAUUCCACAUUUUCCACAUGACUUCAAAGCGGAAUCUAGGAUUGGAUCUUUGGAGAAAGUCUUUCAUAAACCUGGCGGUGGAGAUGUGCAAAUUGUUGAUUUAAAACCAAAAUGGAAAUCUAAACCUAAGGUGGGUUCCCUGGAGAAUUUUGAUCAUACACCUCAGAAAUCAAGCUUCAAAGUGCCACACUUCAGUGAAAACUUCCAUCAAAAAGCCAAAGCCAAGAUUGGCUCACUCAAAAACAUUGAGUACUCCCCACCAUCGAAGCAUCCCCAGAUCUUCAACUCAAAGCCAAACUGGAAGAAGGAGUCUAAGAUUAGUGCUCUCUGGAAAACUAAACACAGAUAUGAUGAUCCGUAUGACCUGGAAUACGAUGAAGAUGCUGAAAUAGAGGCAAGGAUUAGGGAACUGAUGAAGCGAUGAUUCAAGGAAUAUAGCUAAUUGUAGUAAUUUGCUAGACACUAGCUGACUUUCUUUUCUUGAAAGGUUUGGUUAUAUUUUGCAUCAAAUAUGAGUUUCCAUAUGUUUCAGUUAUGUGUGAAGUUUUACAUCUUGUUCCUUAAUUGCAGAAAUACUGUAGAAGUACUUUUUUCUGUGUGGUAUUAAUUUAGGCUAUGUACGCAGUCAUAGAUAAUCCAUGGAGAUUUGUCCAAGGGUACUUGAUAUGAAUGUAAGGCAUAUAGUGACAGUCAAGAAAAUCCGCUCAAUUUUCUACCCGUGGAUUAAAAAGAAAUUGAGAUUUCGGGGAAUUAUGACCCUGCGGAAAAAAGUACGUCUACAGUAUUCGAAAUUAAGUACUUUUUUAAUAUGAAGACAAGUAAAAGGGUUCUAUAAAUGUAUGACCUUUCUUGUGUUUUAUCGCUUUGUUGUGAAGAAUCAAUAGUGCUACAGCAAACUUAAGUUCUACUUUUUCAAAUUGAUUUUGUUAAACUGUUAUAAAGUUUUAUUUAUUUUGCUAUUUAUUAAAUUGUUCUAGUUGUGAUAAUUAGAAUAGGUCAUCAAAUUGUGCCAACAUCAUCCAUUGUUCAUUUGUUAUGAAAGGUAACUGUGAUAUUUAUUUUAAUAAAUACAUGUAUAAAAGUUAUUUGUUGCAUUGUCACUUUGGUCCUUUUUGUACUUUUAUCAUUUGAUUAACUUUUCCUAUAGCUUCUUUUGUGUUUUGACCUCAACAAUACUUUAGCUUGUGCAGAAUAUUUUAUCUUAUUGGCAAUUCACUUACACACUGUGUCAAAGAGAUUUUUUAAAUGAUGUAACCAUCAUAAAAGUUAGAAUAAUUUUCUUUUUUUUAAAUUACAAGAGGGAAUUGAGAUGGACUUAAAUGGCAGAAAUUCUCAUGAUGAACUCAAAAAUGAAUCAUUUUAGAAAUUAGUCUUUUGAAAGAAGAAAAUUUUCAAAAAUUCUAAUCAUAGAAACAAAACUUUUGUUUAACAAAAAUUCAGAACCAAUGGUGGUACAUGUAUAUCCAAAGUGUGACAUAUUAGCUGACUGAUUUUAACAAGUGUGGAAUUUUAAGGCAUGAGUGGUUAUCUAAAGAAAAUUUUAAAAAUAUAUACACCAUUGUCUCUUUAAACGCAAUAUGAUCUAUAUUAUUGACACAUCUUAACUCUUUGCUUUGUAAUUCUUUUUAAUCCUAUCCGUUAGGACUUUUGUGUUCAUUUAAAACUUUCUCUCGCCCCGACAGUUAUCUUUAUAAUCUCGUCAUUGGUAUGUACCCGAAAGUUCUAUUAUGAAUCUUUGUGCCAAAAGCACUUUAAAAAGGCAAAAAUUGAUUCAACCUUAUAUAAGAUCUCUUGUUCACUUCUCCGUAAAAUGAAAUAUUUUUCUGUUCGUCGAAACUUUUUUAUGAGACUUGAGAAUCAAGAAAUUCAAGUUGGUUGUUUGCAUUGCCAUUAAGUCUUGGAGAGAAAUGACAACAGUAAUUAAAUCCAUGCCCUAAAACCAAUAUCGACAAGUAAUAUCAUCUUUAAUGAGUGUAAAACAUACAGAUUUAGAUGUGUUAGUCAGUAGACAUGGAAGCAGUUUGCUAUGGCAACGUACCAAACAUUCAUUUUAGUGUAUUUGAGAUUGGUUAAAAAGGAAAAAAGCCCUUCAGAAAUGUUGAAUGAAUUCAUAUAUUUUUGUCCAGGCAUAUUCUGGCUUGCAGAUUAUCUUUGGUAAUGGUUCAAUUUAAUAAGGUUGUUUAAGUAAACUACUGGUUUGAUCGGUUAGAUCUGCAAGUCAGUUAGUUUGCAAUUCACCUAGUGUACCCAGGGAAUUCUUUACACUUCCGUUUUGUAAUUUUAUAUGUGUAUGAAAGAUUAGGAAAGUGCAGGCAAUUAAAGGGUCUUAAAGGGGAUAGGGUUAUCUUUUUGAACACAAAGGGAAUUCUGGAG
Molecule: messenger RNA, 3194 nt
Organism: Saccostrea cuccullata (small rock oyster)
Lineage: Eukaryota; Metazoa; Mollusca; Bivalvia; Ostreida; Ostreidae
Product: microtubule-associated protein 2-like
Exons: 1
Coding region: 1-1245 (414 amino acids)
Biological process (GO): microtubule cytoskeleton organization; neuron projection development
Cellular component (GO): neuron projection
Molecular function (GO): microtubule binding
Source: RefSeq, a predicted model, not a curated record